Messenger RNA from Gongylonema pulchrum, 420 nucleotides. Lineage: Eukaryota; Metazoa; Nematoda; Chromadorea; Rhabditida; Gongylonematidae. The record is from the annotation of a GenBank genome assembly.
AUGCUACAAAAAGUGAGGGAUCUGCUAAAAGAGCAUCGUGAACGUUGGAAAGGCUGGAUCGUUGAAGGUUCGAUAAACGGUGUCGAAAUUUCGACGAAAAAACCAACCGAUCGUCAUCCAUUGCGUUUCUUCCGUGUUUGGGUUGAUAUUGAAGCACCGCCUAAAGAAAUUUUAGCCAGGAUUAUUCGAGAAAGGAAUCUCUGGGAUACACAAACGAUAAACUGGCGAACAGUUGCAACGCUGAAUGUCGAGAAUUGCGAUUUAUUCCAGUAUGUUAUCAAUGAUACUCCAUCACAUCCGACACGGGAUGUUAUGGUACUCAGGCUAUGGCGAAUUGAUAUGAAGGAGCUUCGAGGUGGCUGUGUGCUGGUGGAGCGGUCCGUACAUUCCAGCGAAACCCAGCUUCUCGGUGGCAUAUCU